AUGACCAAAGGAUGGACACGGCGCACCUCAAACAUGCACUCAAACAGGUCGGGGCUGUUCCAGGACGCUUAUCCGGGAUUUGGGGGAGAGAUGAGACAACAGAUGUUUGUGAAUGUGGGCGAUUGCGUGACAGUGGUAGGGAACGAAGGCGAGUCUACGGGACAGCUUUUGCCUCUCUAUGCUCCGGGUGAACAGCCACCAGUAUAUGAGGUAUAUGAAGGUCAGAACUGA
This is a messenger RNA of Parastagonospora nodorum SN15, 231 nucleotides long. RefSeq lists its product as hypothetical. NCBI's taxonomy places the organism in Eukaryota, Fungi, Ascomycota, Dothideomycetes, Pleosporales, Phaeosphaeriaceae. The record is from RefSeq and is a predicted model, not a curated record. The coding region runs from base 1 to 231 and encodes 76 amino acids. The transcript is spliced from 2 exons.